CUGAUCUCUUUGUGUAUGUGUGCGCGCGCGCGCGAGCGGGGUGUGUGUAGUGUGCAAGGAAGAGAAAGAGGAGACGGCGUCGUGCGCACACGCUGCUGCUACACACAAAAAACCACGGAAAUAUAUUUAAAUUGUUAAGAUAACGGUGUACAUACAAGAAAAAAGAGCCUCUAAGUGCUGACCGGCGAACAAACUGAGCCCGGAGUUACUGUUUUUGGAGCCGGUGUGGGACUCAAGUUCCUGGGUCAGAACUCUGGAUUACCCUGGAAACUUUAUUUAGUUAGCUAAACUGCUAGCUAACUAAAGAAAGAAAGUUUUCUGUUGUCCGCUAUGUCUGCAAGCGACGACGAGAGGGAUGAAUACGGAGCCCCCGAGGACCGGUUAAUGCACGAUGACGAGGAAGCAGAGAUCUCUGAGAACGAGACUCCGAAGGUGAAGAAGAAAAAGAAGGCAAAGAAGAGCAGAGAGAGCAAGGGCAGCAAGCGGCGGUCGCGCAGAGAGGAGCUGCCCAUUAGCUCCCCAGAGCCCAUGGACUUGGGCGGCGUAGAUGAUGGUGAAGAUGCCGGCCCUGGCCAGCGCUCAGAGAGCGAGGGCAGCGACUACACUCCCGGGCGCAAGAAGAAGAAGAGAGCCAGCAGCGGCAAGGACAAGAAGAGGAACAGCGCCGCAGCGGAGAGGAGCGCCUCCAAGAAGAAAGAACCAGAACCAGAGGAGGAUGAGGAUGACGAUGAUGAUGACGGCAUGGAGCCAAAGUCGUCAUCUCAGCUGCUGGAUGACUGGGGCAUGGAGGACAUUGACCACGUCUUCACCGAGGAAGACUACCGCUCGCUGACUAACUACAAAGCCUUCAGCCAGUUUGUCAGGCCCCUCAUCGCUGCCAAGAACCCAAAGAUCGCCGUGUCUAAGAUGAUGAUGGUUCUGGGCGCAAAGUGGCGUGAGUUCAGCACCAACAACCCUCUGAGGGGAGCUGCUGCUGCCAACGCCGCCCUGGCUACCGCCAACGUGCCGGCUGCUGUUGACACCAUGGUAGCAGAGGUCACGCCGCCCGCCGCAGCACAGCCGCCUCCAGCGGAGCCUCCUCAGGCUCCUGCUCCCCCGCUCCGCAAGGCCAAGACCAAGGAAGGCAAAGGUCCCAACGCCCGCAGGAAGCCAAAACCCGCACCAAAACCACAAGAGAAGAAGAAUAAUACGAAAACAAAGAAAGUGGCUCCUCUCAAAAUCAAACUGGGCGGCCUCAACAGCAAGAGGAAACGCUCAUCAAGCGAGGAGGACGAGCCCGACGUGGACAGCGAUUUUGAUAACGGCAGCAUCAACAGCGUGGCGGUCUCCGAGGGGUCAAACAGUCGCAGCAGCCGCAGCAAAAAGAAGCCAUCCAAGAGCAAACCCAAGAAGAAGAAAGAAGUAGAAGACGGUGACGGCUAUGAGACGGACCACCAGGACUACUGUGAGGUGUGCCAGCAGGGUGGGGAGAUCAUCCUGUGCGACACCUGUCCCAGAGCGUACCACAUGGUCUGCCUGGACCCUGACAUGGAGAAAGCACCGGAGGGCACCUGGAGCUGCCCGCACUGUGAAAAGGAGGGCAUCCAGUGGGAAGCCAGAGAAGACGGCUCCGAUGGCGAGGAGGACAACGGAGACGCGGGCGACAUGGAGGAGGACGACCACCACAUGGAGUUCUGCCGAGUUUGUAAAGAUGGCGGAGAGCUGCUCUGCUGCGACUCGUGCCCCUCGUCGUACCACAUCCACUGCCUCAACCCGCCGCUCCCCGAGAUCCCCAACGGGGAGUGGAUCUGCCCCCGCUGCAUGUGUCCACCCAUGAAGGGGAAGGUCCAGAAAAUCUUGACAUGGCGCUGGGGAGACCCCCCUCCUCCCACACCGGUCCCCCGUCCCCCAGACCUCGCAGCCGAUGCCCCCGACCCCGCCCCGCUGGCAGGGCGGCCCGAGAGGGAGUUCUUCGCCAAAUGGUGCAACAUGUCCUACUGGCACUGCUCGUGGGUCACGGAGCUCCAGCUGGAGCUGCACUGCCAAGUGAUGUUCAGGAACUACCAGAGGAAGAACGACAUGGAGGAGCCGCCCCCCAUCGACUUUGGGGAAGGAGAGGAGGACAAGUGUGUCAAGAGGAAGAGCAAGGACCCCAUGUAUACACAUCUGGAGGAGAAAUACCUCCGCUUUGGGAUUAAGAUGGAGUGGCUGAUGGUUCAUCGAAUCCUUAACCACAGUGUGGACAGAAAAAAUAACGUCCACUACCUGAUCAAGUGGAGAGAGCUGCCGUACGACCAGGCGACCUGGGAGGCCGAGGACAUGGACAUACCCGAGUAUGACCCGUACAAACAGCAGUACUGGAACCACAGAGAGCUGAUGAUGGGAGAGGAGGGAAGACCUGGGAAGAAGAUAAAGGUGAAAGGAAGAGUGAAGCGGCCUGAAAGACCUCCUGAGAACCCGGUGAUCGAUCCCACCAUCAAAUUUGAGCGGCAGCCGGAAUACCUGGACAGCACGGGGGGGACGCUGCACCCCUACCAGCUGGAGGGUCUCAACUGGCUGCGGUUCUCGUGGGCUCAGGGCACCGACACCAUCCUGGCCGAUGAGAUGGGUCUGGGAAAGACGGUGCAGACCGCCGUCUUCCUUUACUCGCUGUAUAAAGAGGGUCACUCCAAAGGGCCGUUCCUGGUCAGCGCGCCCCUCUCCACCAUCAUCAACUGGGAGAGAGAGUUUGAGAUGUGGGCGCCUGACAUGUACGUAGUGACAUACGUCGGAGACAAAGACAGCAGAGCCGUCAUCCGGGAGAACGAGUUCUCCUUCGAGGAUAACGCCGUCCGAGGAGGCAAGAAGGCCUCCAGGAUGAAGGUAAGGAGACGGCGGCGUGAGUGGAAAUCCGGUCCGCACAUGCUCAGGAGGCUGAAGGCUGACGUCUUCAAGCACAUGCCCUCCAAGACCGAGCUCAUCGUCAGAGUGGAGCUCAGCCAGCUGCAGAAGAAAUAUUACAAAUUCAUCCUGACGAAAAACUUUGAGGCUUUGAACACCAAAGGAGGAGGAAACCAGGUUUCACUGCUCAACGUCGUCAUGGACCUCAAGAAAUGCUGCAACCACCCCUACCUCUUCCCCGGGGCCGCUAUGGAAGCUCCAAAGAUGCCCAACGGGAUGUAUGAUGGAAAUGCUCUCAUCAAGUCUUCAGGGAAACUGAUGUUACUGCAAAAGAUGAUGAGGAAGCUGAAGGAGGGAGGACACAGAGUGCUAGUUUUCUCUCAGAUGACUAAAAUGUUGGACUUGCUAGAAGACUUCCUGGAGAACGAAGGCUACAAGUACGAGAGGAUUGACGGAGGAAUCACAGGAGGGAUGAGACAGGAGGCCAUCGACAGAUUCAAUGCUCCUGGUGCUCAGCAGUUUGCCUUCCUGCUGUCGACGAGAGCCGGAGGGUUGGGAAUCAAUCUGGCUACUGCCGACACCGUCAUCAUCUACGACUCGGACUGGAAUCCGCACAAUGACAUCCAGGCCUUCAGCAGAGCUCAUCGUAUCGGUCAGAACAAGAAGGUGAUGAUCUACCGAUUCGUCACCAAGGCCUCAGUGGAGGAGAGGAUUACUCAGGUUGCCAAGAAGAAGAUGAUGCUGACUCACCUGGUGGUCCGGCCUGGCCUCGGAUCCAAGACGGGCUCCAUGUCCAAGCAGGAGCUGGAUGACAUCCUCAAGUUUGGAACAGAAGAGCUGUUCAAGGAUGAGGGAGAAGGUGAGAACAAAGAGGAGGACAGCAGCAUCAUUCACUACGAUGACAAAGCCAUAGAGCGACUACUGGACAGGAACCAGGACGCCACCGACGACACGGAGCUGCAGAGCAUGAAUGAAUACCUGAGCUCCUUCAAAGUGGCUCAGUAUGUGGUGAAGGAUGAGGAGGAGGAGGAGGAGGAGGUGCAGCGGGAGAUCAUUAAGCAGGAGGAGAGCGUGGAUCCAGACUACUGGGAGAAGCUGCUGCGUCACCAUUACGAGCAGCAGCAGGAGGAUCUGGCCCGAAACCUGGGCAAAGGCAAACGUAUCCGCAAAAAUUUAAAUCUUCCUUUUUACUUUUGUCUCAAAGCUGAUUGGCAGGAUGACCAGUCAGAUGGCCAAUCAGAUUACUCGGUGGCAUCUGAGGAGGGCGAUGAGGACUUUGACGAGAGAUCAGAAGCCAACUCUCGCAGGCCGAGCAGGAAGGGCCUGAGGAACGACAAAGACAAACCGCUGCCUCCCCUGCUGGCCAGGGUGGGGGGCAACAUCGAGGUUUUGGGCUUCAACUCUCGGCAGAGGAAGGCCUUCCUGAACGCAGUGAUGCGUUAUGGGAUGCCCCCACAAGACGCCUUCACCACCCAGUGGCUGGUCCGAGACCUGCGAGGGAAAUCUGAGAAAGAAUUCAAGGCCUACGUGUCUUUGUUUAUGCGUCACCUCUGUGAGCCCGGGGCCGACGGGGCCGAGACCUUUGCGGACGGCGUCCCCAGAGAAGGGCUGUCUCGGCAGCACGUCCUCACCCGCAUUGGAGUCAUGUCACUUAUUCGCAAAAAGGUUCAGGAGUUCGAGCACGUAAACGGCCAGUGGUCGAUGCCCUGGAUGGCCGAGCUGGAGGAGAACAAGAGGCCCGCGGCUCAGCCCGACUCUCCUGCAAAAACGCCGUCCACCGGCACCCCCGCCGACACGCAGCCCAACACGCCUGUGCCAGUCGACGACUCCGCGAAGGACUGUGAGAAGGAUGUGAAGAAAGAGGGCGAGGCAGAGAAGAACGGUAAAGAGGCCGGAAAAACCAGCAACGAGGUGAUCGCCAUCCCAGACGAUGACGAGAAGAGUCCGUCAGCCGAGCAGGAGAAGAAGAACGGGGAGCCAAUGGAGACGGACAAACCGAGCAAUGGCGAGACGGAGGGCGUGAAAGAGAAAGAAGGCGAGAAGAUGGAGGAAGGAGAGGGUGAGAAGAAGAGUCCAGAGGGAGCGGAGGAAACGAAGCCCCCCUCGGAGGCAAAGACGGAGGGGUCAGAGGUCAAACCUGAGGAUGCAGAGGUCAAAGCAGAAGAAAAGAAGGAAGAGAAGACAGAAAAGAUGGAGACCACGCCUCCCGCAGAUGAAAAGAAAGACGUGAAGGAGGAGAAGGAGACUCCGAAACCAGCGGAAUCGGCGGCCAAACUGCAGAACGGAGACGGCAGCAAGGAGGGAACGGCGUCGACCGCCGCUGCCACGGCGAGCGGGGCCAGCGAGGAGAAGAAGAAAGCCAAGACUCGGUUCAUGUUCAACAUCGCAGACGGAGGAUUCACAGAGCUCCACUCGCUGUGGCAGAACGAGGAGCGCGCUGCCACGGUAACCAAGAAAACCAACGAGAUCUGGCAUCGCCGCCACGACUACUGGCUGCUGGCCGGCAUCAUACAGUAUCCUUUGCACACCUGUCUGUCUGUUUGGUUUCCCUGGAGACUAAAACAAAUGCUGAAGCAGUUGGAGGAGCUGCUGAGUGACAUGAAGGCGGACGUCACCCGCCUGCCUGCAACCAUCGCCCGGAUACCGCCGGUUGCAGUCCGACUCCAGAUGUCUGAGAGGAACAUCCUGAGCCGCUUGGCAAGCCGAGCACCUGAACCACAGCCGCAGACACAGCAGAUGUCGCAGCAGUGAGACUGAACGUCGGCUCUUUACCUCGAAAACCACCCCCUGCCUCACCUCGACAUUCCUGAUUGGUGCACAGGAGAAAGACGGACUGCGCGCCUCAAGCUUGAAGCCACGCCCACUUCACAUUUUUUGGUUUUGUUUUGUUUGUUUUAAUUACCCCCCCACCCCUGAAAAAAAGGACUUUACAGAUUUUCCCCCCCGGAGGAUCAAAUCCCCCUCCCCACCGAGAACGAGGCUGUGGACAGAAAAGCUGUUUUAUUUUUUUCCUCCAUUUUUUUUCAACUUCUGUAUUAAUAUUAUUGAUAUAAUGUUAUUAUGAUGGUUUUUUUGGGACCUAAACAAAAUAAAAAAAUUAAAUAAA
Molecule: messenger RNA, 5965 nt
Organism: Neolamprologus brichardi
Lineage: Eukaryota; Metazoa; Chordata; Actinopteri; Cichliformes; Cichlidae
Source: RefSeq, a predicted model, not a curated record